Messenger RNA from Drosophila subobscura, 1851 nucleotides. RefSeq names its product nucleolar protein dao-5. The record is from RefSeq and is a predicted model, not a curated record. Lineage: Eukaryota; Metazoa; Arthropoda; Insecta; Diptera; Drosophilidae.
AGCUAGUACGGCAACGCCCAGCCGAAAGACCGAAAAUUGUUUAUAAAAUUGUAUAAAAAUGAGCAGCAGCAUAAAGAAAAAGGUCAAGGGGUCUGACCAAAUACCCAAGCCGAUUAGCAUCAAAAAGGAAAAGACUGAGGAGGAUCGCACGCUGCAUCCCAUUUCCCACUACAUCGAUGACCGCUUGGAGCUGGUGAAACAAAUUUUCGGCACGCUCAAGCCGAAGACUAUCAUCAAUCUGGCACCAGAGUUUCUUAAGAAAAACUCGCUGGAUGAGAUUGAAGAGCUGUGCCUGGAGGAGCUGCUGUGUUUGUCCACCAAGCGGCUCAGGUCUAUAAUUGAUGGCACCCGCUGUCCCACAGACACGGAGAGCUCCGAGGAUUCGGAUGUGGAGCGCAAAGAAGAACACAUUUCGCUGGAGGAGAUUUCAUCCGACAGCGACAUCGGUGGACAGGAAGCACGCAGAAGUGAGAAGAAACUUAAAGCGAAACAAGUAAAUAAUGGAAACGAAAACAAAGCGUCUGGCGGACAAAUUAGCGUUUUGGAACUGCUGGAGCUGCAGGCGAGGGCACGCGCCAUACGCUCGCAGCUGGCAAUGGAACCCAUCACUAAGAUUGAAGUCAAAUCAGAUGACGACGAGGAGGAAGAGAGUCAAGCAAGCAAAGCGACAUCUAAGGAGAAGGAAAAACGCAGCGGAAAGAGCAGAGUGCCGGAAAAACGCAGCAGCAGCAGCAGCGCCGCAACAGAAAAGCGCAGCAGCAGCAGCCGCGUGCCCGAUAAGCGCAAGACUAGCGAACAGACAGCCAGAAAGGAACCACAGAAGACAGCAGCAGAGAGCAGCAGAAAGGAAACAGCGCCGCGGCAGAGAAUCAAAAUCAAACGAAACUAUCGACAGCCCACAAAGUCGCCGGAGAAAAUUGUUGCGCCUGCCGUGACCACUGCUCCAAUCGCCACAGAAGAUGCUGCCAAGGACAGAUCACGUUCGGCAUCGCCAGAUGUAAUACCCAUACCCACGGAGACCGAGACGCUGCUGAUCAGCGACAGCACCGACGACGAGGCGCCACAGCAGAGCACGAAGGAAGUCGCAAAAGCCAGUGUGAAGGAACCAACGCCAGAGCCCGUUGUGGAAAGUGAACCAGAAGAGGGUGAAGUGCGGGAUGAGCCUGUGGCGACUGUGGCGCCUGUGGAGGCUGCUAAACCCAUCGAACCAGAGCAGCCAGCAGAGAAAGAGCAACCCCCAGAGGUUGAUGCACAGCCCCCACUCCCCAAGGAAGAGUCGCCUCCACCUACUGCCGCAGAUCCGCCCAUGCUGGAAGAUGAAGAUCAAAACGAUGAUGUUAUAUCCAUAGGAGGCGAUCUUGACAUGAUUGAGGAAAUGACAAAGGAGGACGAACCGCCUGCGGCGACAGUCAAGACGGAGAAGCCGCCAAGUACCGAGGAAAUGGACAACGAUGUCAUUCUGCUGGACACCAGCGAAGAUGAGCGCGAAAAGCUAAAGGAAACUGAUCCCGAGUCGUGGCGCACACGCUACCUGAAGAGCUCCAAGGUCAGCCAGGUGCUUGCCGCAUCGCGGCUGGGCAAACGCGUGCGCGACAAAAUCAAGAAGACGAAGCGUGCCCAAAAGUCUGCCAACGGCGGCCGUGACGCCGCCGACGACGCGCAGGCCAAGACGGCCCAGCCGGCGUUCGCCUCCAAGCACGAGGAUGGCUCCGUGGAGCAAUACCAGGAGCUACUGCAGCACCGACAGCGGCAGAGUUCAACCAGCAGCAAGGGCGACAAAUGAGUGCGGGUCGCGUGGCAGGCAAAACAAGUGAAAUAAAGCGCCCAUCUGUCCGCUGGAACAACCGUAAA